Messenger RNA from Lepus europaeus (European hare), 1435 nucleotides. RefSeq names its product sepiapterin reductase (gene SPR). The record is from RefSeq and is a predicted model, not a curated record. The transcript has 3 exons. Lineage: Eukaryota; Metazoa; Chordata; Mammalia; Lagomorpha; Leporidae. Gene Ontology annotation, molecular function: sepiapterin reductase (NADP+) activity. Gene Ontology annotation, biological process: tetrahydrobiopterin biosynthetic process. The coding region runs from base 67 to 858 and encodes 263 amino acids.
CCGCCCACCGCGGCCGCCCGCUCCCUCUGUGGUCCAGAGUCCCGGAGACGGGCUCAGCUCGGUGGCAUGGAGGGUGGCGGCGGCCUGGGGCGCGCCGUGUGCGUGCUGACCGGGGCCUCCCGCGGCUUCGGCCGGGCGCUGGCCCCGCUGCUGGCUCGGCUGCUUGCGCCGGGCUCCUUGCUAGUCCUAAACGCCCGCAACGACGAGGCGCUGCGGCAGCUGGAGGUCGAGCUGAGCGCCGGGCGGCCCGGCCUGCGCAUAAUGCGGGUGCCUGCUGACCUGGGCGCCGAGGCCGGCCUGCAGCAGCUGCUCGGCGCCCUCCGCGAGCUUCCCAGGCCCGAGGGGCUGCAGCGGCUGCUGCUCAUCAACAACGCGGGCACUCUUGGAGAUGUGUCCAAAAACUUCGUGAACCUGAGUGACCCAGCUGAAGUGAACGGCUACUGGGCCCUGAACUUGACCUCCAUGCUCUGCCUGACCUCCUGCAUCCUGAAGGCGUUUCCCGCCAGUCCUGGCCUCAGCAGGACUGUGGUGAACAUCUCGUCGCUGUGUGCCCUGCAGCCCUUCAAGGGCUGGGCGCUGUACUGUGCAGGGAAGGCUGCCCGGGACAUGAUGUUCCAGGUGCUGGCUGUAGAGGAGCCCAGCGUCAGGGUGCUGAGCUAUGCCCCAGGUCCACUGGACACGGAUAUGCAGCAGUUGGCCCGGGAGACCUCCGUGGACCCAGACUUGCGAAAGAGGCUGCAGGAGCUGAAGGCAAGGGGGGAACUCGUGGACUGCAAGGAGUCAGCCCAGAAACUGCUCAGCCUGCUGCAAAAAGACACCUUCAAGUCUGGAGCCCACGUGGACUUCUACGAUAAGUGAGCCCAUGUCCUGGGCUUCCUGGGCCUUUGUGCCUCCACACGGAGCAGGCACAGCCAGGCUGCCCCUGUCCUGCCACACUGCCCUGCACCCCUGCCUUCACCGAUAAGCCCUCGUGCCUCCCGUCCUGCUCGCGGACACGGCCAGCUGGGAGGCCCUCGGCGUGGCUGCCGUUAUCAGCUGUCAGGAGGCUGUGUUGUGUUCAGGAAGCUCCUGCAGGAGACUUCGGGGAGAGGGGAUGCAUGUUGGCGUUCUCCGUCCCCAAGAAGAGAAUUUUAGGGAUAGAACAGGAAAAGAAACAGAAACACUAAAUGGAAGAAGUAGGGACUCCUGCCCAUGGCCAGUCCACAGGGAGUGAUCUGGUGUCAAAAAGGAGGCCUUGAGUAGAUUCACAGAUGGCGCACGAGGAGGGAAGAUGGUGCAGGUUCCCGUCCACAUGGCUGCCCCUGCUCAGGGUAACAGGACCCAUCCAGAACCUCAUGUCCUCAUCCUGAUGCCUCCUCCUGCCUCCAGAAUGCACCCACACCCCCCAGCUGAGAGUCUGUGUCCCUGAUAAAGACAGAAUAAAUUGCAGACUGUC